CAGCAGAAGACUGAGAGACUGUAAGGUUUGUUGUAUUUCAGUCAUGUUGAGUUACUGGUUUUAAAAGCAGCGUGUGUGAAGGCUCUUUAUUCCCUCUCUGUGUUUUUGGCAUGUUGUCAGACUGAGGGGUGCCAGUGACAGAUGGUCAGUGUCAUUGGUCAGGGCACACACACCCAUGCCUGUGUUUUAAUAAUCCUGCUCAUUUUGACCGCUUGAGUCCAGCUGUAGCUCUGAACAUUCUGCUUCAUCCGAUCGGUUUGUGUGUAAUCAAGUCUGGACGAGGAUUAAGUGUCUAAGUGCUUUAGAUGAACAGAAUUAUGAAGGUCAGGGUGAUUUGGACAUGAAAAACAUCUUGCAGAACAGUAUGCAAUAAGUGCUGUUUUUCGUAUUGUAGAUCUUUCCAUCGCUCUUGGCACACGCUCUGUAUUACACAGAGUAAUGAUUUAUAAUGUGGUCAGCUUCCUCCCGAGUGUUCUUCACGUUGUCUCGGGGUGUUUUUCUUUGCCUCUUUCCCUCUGUUUUGUUCAUUAGAGAGAUUUCCAGAUCUAUAGCAACAUCAUUUCCUUUCAUAUUACAGUAUCAGGAUAUUGGUGUUUUGCUGAACCCCAAGUUUAGGUUGAAACUUUUCCAGUAUCAGUUCUGAGAUCCUUCAUCCAAACUCCCUCUGUCCUGUGAGUCUGUUUUAUUGCGUGAAGAGUGCAUUGGGGGUGUUGUCCCAUCCCAGAUUAUUAUUCUCUCCUCAGGUCCAGUUUUCCCCGGAUAAGCUCUGAUCAGGAUAAGGAAGUUAGAAGAUGAAAGAAACUCCAUUAAAACACUUCAGAAAUUGGGUUCGGUGUAAAUUAGCCUUAAAAAAUCUUUUUGAGGAACAGGAAACGUUAAUGAAUGAUAGAAAAACUCAAUCAAAAACAUGAUCCUCCUUAUCAGUUUAAUUUGAUGCUUUCAUUCCAGCUCACAAUCUUAUUUUUAUCACUUCCCAACUCCCAAAUAUUCUGCAUUUUGUGGGAAUUACAUUCUUUUAAACACAGACUACAGUGUUUGUUACAUCGCUAACAUUCAUAGAGGAAGAAUUGAUAAUAUUCUAUGAUGGAAAAUUCUUUAACUUCAUUAAGUUUAAUAAAGUAAAUCUGCUUUUCGGGCUUUGCCUCCUGCGCUCUGAUUGGUUCAGUUAGUAUUUCUUACUUAUCAGUGCUUUACCACAAAUCAUUGGUUUUCUGUGACGUUCUGUGUCUUUUCUGUAGGAUUACUGAUUAUUUGAUGUUUGCACAAUGCUAUGUGCCGUAUUCAUUAAACAUAGAUGUAUGUAAUAGAUGUAUAAUGUCUACAUGAUGUAUGUAAUGGUUGUUUAUGACAGAAGAAAUUUCUCUUCUGGAAAUUUGCCGUGGCGAUUUAAUACAUUUUAAGAGAGGCUCUAGGUAUAAAAGAUUGCAAAUCAGCUCUUCUGGUAUCUCUCUGCAUUUGAAGACUGUGUGAUUAGUCCACACCACACCUGAUAAGAAGGAGAAGUUUUCUGGAGCCACUUACCCAGGUGAAGUACAUCCUAAUGAGCAGCUGUGAAGAACAGGAAAAAGUGAGAGGAGUGACGGCUCGGCCCUUCUAACCGUGUCGGCUUAUGAACCGGUGCCGUGAGCCGCUCCGUUCUCCUGCACAGUUCGAGGGUUUGGCCUGGCACCGUGGCAAAACGGGCACGAGGCAGAGCGGGUCAGAGUCAUGUCGGAGAGCGAGGAUGCCGACCACCCUCGCUUCUUUGUCGGUGCUGAUGAUGGAGAAGGAGAGGAGCUGCUUGACCCGGGCCGAGUGCUUGGCUACGACUGCCUCUAUGAGAACGUUGAGGAGGAAGAUGAGGACGCGGAUGAGGAAGAGUACGACUCGCCUCCAGAGAGACAGAUAGUGGUGGGAAUCUGUGCCAUGGCCAAGAAGUCCAAGUCCAAACCCAUGAAGGAGAUCCUGGAGCGUCUUUGUCUCUUCAAGUACAUCACAGUGGUCACGUUCGAGGAGGAGGUCAUCCUCAACGAGCCUGUGGAGAACUGGCCACUGUGCGACUGUCUUAUCUCAUUCCACUCCAAAGGGUUUCCCUUGGACAAAGCUGUAGCUUAUGAGAAGCUAAGGAAUCCGUUUGUCAUUAAUGAUCUGGACCUGCAAUACUGCAUCCAGGACAGGAGGGAAGUGUAUCGGAUCCUGAAGGCAGAGGGAAUCCAGCUUCCACGCUACGCUGUGCUGAACAGAGACCCAGCAAGACCAGAAGAAUGUAACCUGGUUGAGGGAGAGGACCAUGUGGAGGUAAAUGGAGAAAUUUUCCAGAAGCCUUUUGUGGAGAAGCCAGUGAGUGCUGAGGACCAUAAUGUCUAUAUCUACUACCCCACAUCUGCAGGAGGGGGCAGCCAGAGGCUCUUCCGCAAGAUCGGCAGCAGAAGUAGUGUGUAUUCUCCUGAGAGCAGUGUCCGGAAAACUGGCUCGUACAUAUAUGAAGAGUUUAUGCCUACAGACGGGACAGACGUUAAGGUAUACACCGUGGGUCCAGACUAUGCCCAUGCAGAGGCUCGUAAAUCUCCUGCUUUGGAUGGAAAGGUGGAACGAGACAGUGAAGGAAAAGAGGUACGCUAUCCUGUCAUCCUCAACGCCAGAGAGAAACUCAUUGCCUGGAAAGUCUGCCUGGCCUUUAAGCAAACAGUGUGUGGGUUUGACCUGCUUCGUGCUAAUGGCCAAUCCUACGUCUGUGACGUGAACGGCUUUAGCUUCGUGAAGAACUCCAUGAAAUAUUAUGAUGACUGUGCAAAAAUUCUGGGGAAUAUUGUCAUGCGAGAGCUAGCUCCUCAGUUCCAGAUUCCGUGGUCCAUCCCUCUGGAAGCUGAAGACAUUCCCAUAGUUCCCACCACCUCCGGGACAAUGAUGGAGCUGAGGUGUGUGAUUGCUGUGAUCCGACAUGGAGACAGAACUCCUAAGCAGAAGAUGAAAAUGGAGGUUCGACAUCAGAGAUUUUUUGAGCUCUUUGAAAAAUACGAAGGAUACAAAAGUGGAAAGCUCAAGCUAAAGAAGCCAAAGCAGCUUCAGGAAGUUUUAGACAUCGCCAGACAGCUAUUGGUUGAACUAGGGCAGAAUAAUGAUACAGAAAUUGAAGAAAGCAAAGCCAAACUCGAGCAGCUGAAAACCGUCCUUGAGAUGUAUGGGCAUUUUUCAGGUAUUAAUCGCAAGGUCCAAUUAACAUAUCUCCCUCAUGGCUGCCCAAAAACAUCUAGUGAAGAGGAAGACAUGCGGAGGGAUGACCCGUCCUUACUGCUGGUGCUGAAAUGGGGUGGGGAGUUGACUCCAGCGGGCAGGGUACAGGCAGAGGAACUGGGUCGUGCGUUUAGGUGUAUGUACCCUGGAGGACAAGGUGACUAUGCAGGUUUUCCUGGCUGUGGCCUGCUGCGUCUGCACAGCACAUAUCGACAUGACCUGAAGAUCUACGCUUCUGAUGAGGGCCGGGUUCAGAUGACCGCAGCCGCUUUUGCCAAGGGUCUCUUGGCACUGGAGGGUGAGCUGACCCCCAUUCUGGUCCAGAUGGUGAAAAGUGCCAACAUGAAUGGCCUGCUGGACAGUGACAGUGACUCUUUGAGCAGCUGCCAACAGAGAGUUAAAGCUCGGCUCCACGAGAUCCUGCAGAAGGACAGAGACUUCACCUCCGAAGACUACGAAAAGCUGGCUCCCACGACGAGCACAUCACUAGUGAAGUCCAUGCAAAUGAUCAAGAACCCAGUAAAGACGUGUGAUAAAGUCUAUUCCCUCAUCCAAAACCUUACACUGCAGAUUAGACAGAGGAUGGAGGACCCUAAGUCAGCAGACAUCCAGCUGUACCACAGCGAGACUCUGGAGCUGAUGCUACGUCGCUGGUCCAAACUGGAGAAGGACUUCAAGAUGAAAAAUGGGCGCUACAACAUCAGUAAGAUCCCAGACAUCUAUGACUGCAUCAAAUAUGAUGUUCAGCACAACAGUUCACUUAAGCUGGACAACACCAUGGAGAUCUACAGGCUCUCUAAAGCUCUGGCAGAUAUUGUCAUUCCACAGGAAUAUGGUAUUUCUCAAGCUGAGAAGUUGGACAUUGCCAAAGGCUACUGCACACCGCUGAUUCGCAAAAUCCGCUCCGACCUCCAGAGAACGCAGGAUGAUGACACAGUCAAUAAACUUCACCCGGUUUAUUCCAGAGGAGUCAUGUCUCCCGAGCGUCAUGUCCGCACCAGACUUUACUUUACCAGUGAGAGCCACGUCCACUCUCUCCUGUCCAUCCUACGCUACGGAGCUCUCUGUGAUGAGACCAAAGAUGAGCAGUGGAAGAGGGCCAUGGACUACCUGAAAGUGGUCAGUGAGCUGAACUACAUGACCCAGAUUGUGAUAAUGUUGUAUGAGGAUCCCAAUAAGGAUCCAUCUUCAGAGGAACGUUUUCAUGUGGAGCUGCAUUUCAGUCCAGGAGCGAAAGGCUGUGAGGAGGAUAAAAACCUGCCCUCAGGAUUUGGCUACAGACCAGCAUCUAGAGAGAACGAAGGCUCCAAAAAGAAGUUGCAGAAUGACAGCGAUGAGGAGUCGAGUACUUUAAAGCGAGACGAGCCGGAUCGAGCCCUUGUCAUGUUCCGACCCAUGGUGUCCGACCCCAUCUACAUUCACAGGAAGUCCCCUCUUCCACGCUCCAAGAAGAUUGGCUCUGUGGAAGAAGAAAGCCCCCUGAGUGUGUCUAGCCCUGAGUCUAUUGGUACCUGGAUACAUUACACCUGUGGUGUUGGUACUGGGCGUCGAAGACGCAGAUCAGGGGACCAAAUAACUUCCUCCCCUGUCUCCCCCAAAUCACUGGCUUUCACAUCCAGUAUUUUUGGCUCAUGGCAACAGGUUCUUUCGGAGAACAACAGUCACGCAAGGCCAGGCAGACUACACACGGAUCAGAAGCUCACCACUGGAAUAGGGUCUCAUUGUGCUGGCCUGUUUAGCACCAUGGUGCUGGGAGGCUCCUCCAGCGCCCCUAACCUACAAGAUUAUGCUCGUACACACCGUAAAAAGCUGACCUCUUCUGCCUUCUUAGAUGAGGCCACGCGUGGUUCUGCUGUUAAAAGAUUUUCUAUCUCAUUUGCGCGACACCCAACCAAUGGCUUUGAGUUAUACUCCAUGGUUCCCUCCAUCUGCCCGCUGGAGACCCUCCACAAUUCACUGUCCCUUAAACAAGUGGAUGACUUCCUAGCCUCGAUUGCCACCUCCCAUGAUUCCUUGCUGGAAUUGUCUGUGUGCUCACCAGCUGUUCAAGGAAAGAAAGUUCCUUUAAACACAUACACUCCUGCGAAAGUUUUACCGUGUCCUUUCACUCAGGCUGUGGGAAAGAAGUCACCAGAGCGCACUAAAUCAGCCAGCGGAAGCUCUCCUUCCAGAGUGGCUCGGUGGAGCAGAGCCGAUGUUCAGCAUGCUGCCGCUGUAGACAGAGCAUUACAGCAGAGUUCACCUCCACCGUGUUCAGAGAGCAACACACAGUGUAAACACAACACUGCUGUUAGCAUCCUGGUCUCCUCUCCACCAACGUCCUGUAAAGCCCAACUCCACGCAAACUGCCAGGAGGACAGUGUGUCCACUCACACUCGGGCCUGGACAGGAUGCUGUCGAGUCUCAGCACAACUCGCACGUCCUCACACUAGUGACGCUAAAGCACAUCAAGUAUCAUCCAGUGACGGUCACAUCCAUAUCUCACCAAAACAAACCGGCAUGGAGGAAAGUCCGAGUGCAGCCGGACCUGUGCACACGCUCACUAAGCAGACUGCUCACGAGGAGCAACAUGAAGGCAAAGCGCAGCUGUGUUCACCACCACCGCUAAUACAAACCUCAUCAUCAACUGCGUCACAAGAUCACACAGCCAUGCUCCCACCAAACUGACCAAACCUUGCAUUUCACUGAUACUGAUACACAGCACUGUUACUUUAAACGAUUGCUUAGUGAUUCCUCUCACCGAGAGAGAUCACGGGUUUAAGUAAACAGUAGUUUAGCGGUAGUACAACUUGAACUAUUAAACACGCUCAUCUUAUCCAGACUAUCGCAGAGACAACUGAUUUAACCUAUAGUACGGUCUUGACUGUGCUCUCGUGAAGAGUUUAUUUCUCAUAUCGUGUAUAUUUGAAUGUAAACCAGAUGUAUACAGUCAUAUAUCCAUUUCAUCAUAGUCUAUUUUAAUUAAAAAUGAUCAUUAAAUCAACAGCACCUUUUGGAUAUGAUUAUCGAGAUCCAAAUUAAAAUGUAAUGUAAUUAAAGUUCUAUUUUUCACAUAUCUUUGGUUACCAAAAAUGUGUUUUUUUUUGUUUUUUUUUGUUCUCAUUUAGCUGCCUUCGUAAUCGUAAUUGCUGUGAAAAAUAUUUUUCACCAGUAUGUUUCAUCUUUACCAAACAUGACUGUAUUGAUAGAUAUCUGUAUGUAUAUUGGGAAUAAACCUCAGUGGAGCCCUGUUAUAUCCUAUAUGUAUGUUUUGAUAACCUUCUCUAUGUAAAUGUAUGUGAAAUUGAAAAACAAAUAUAGUUUUCAUGAUAUAGAAAUAUAAUGAUAUUUUCUGUAUUUUUCGUGCUGUUAGAGCUGAUAUUAUAGCAGCUUGUACAAAUUGGCUAGUUUUGUGAUUUUAAAUCUGAUUAAACUGGACCAACAUAAUGUCAGGUUUUUA
This is a messenger RNA of Hemibagrus wyckioides, 6652 nucleotides long. It is a transcript of the gene ppip5k2, whose product is annotated as diphosphoinositol pentakisphosphate kinase 2. Gene Ontology annotation, cellular component: cytosol. Gene Ontology annotation, molecular function: 5-diphosphoinositol pentakisphosphate 1-kinase activity; inositol hexakisphosphate kinase activity; diphosphoinositol pentakisphosphate kinase activity. The record is from RefSeq and is a predicted model, not a curated record. Gene Ontology annotation, biological process: inositol phosphate biosynthetic process; inositol metabolic process. Lineage: Eukaryota; Metazoa; Chordata; Actinopteri; Siluriformes; Bagridae. The coding region runs from base 1708 to 5880 and encodes 1390 amino acids. The transcript has 31 exons.